AUUCGAGCGACUAUGUAGGAAUUGCCGGGUCGCAUUAACAUUCGUUAUAGCUAUACUACGAUUAUCUGAACACUAGUUUAUCUGUGCUGGUGUAUUUGUUGUAUUAUUUGCUCUGUUUUUGCUAAGAGUGAAACGUGAAAAUCGUAGUUCGACGUAGUUACACUUGUGUAAGGUUCAAGGAGUUUAAAUUCGUUUUUUUAUAAAAAAGAUAAAAUCGAUGGAUUGCUGUGUGUUCUUGUCUAUGUUUAACUUAUACAUUUAAGUAUAUCUGAGUUUGUUUUAUAGGAUUUAAAGCGAUAUAUUCGUCAACAGUGCAAAUGUGUUCUAUAGUUGUAACUUGACACUGUUUUAAUUCGGCUCGGCUUGUAUUAGUUUAAAAAUAUAACCAUCAAUCGUAUCAAAAAGAUCAAACACAUAAUUGGAUUAUAACUGCAUGCCUUCACAUCAAUAUUGAAUACUUGGUGUUCUUCAAAUCGAGAAUGAUAUGAAAAUGACCUCCAUGAUGUCACGACAACAAAUCAGUGAACCCCCUCCUCCUUUGCCGAAUCGAGGUACCGGCCACGCUCCCUCUCCUAUACGAAAUGGCAUUGCAAGUAGUCCCUCAAUUGCGAGGCCGACCGAACGAAGGCGGACUCAUUCUGAAGCCCCACCACCGCCACCGGUCAAUACUAUGCACAAAUCGUCAAGUACCGGUUCGCACAAAAUGACUACCGCUGCAGAUGCUCCGCCACCCUUACCUGUCCGUGGGGACAGGAAACCUAUUGCAGACCUUGAUCCGUCUAGAGCGCAUCCCCGGAAGUCGCUCGCGAAGGCCAAUGACAUCCACCGGGCAAAGACUAUGCCCAGGAUGCGGCACUCAGUUGACCACGGGGUGUCACCAGGAUUCCCACCGGCACUACCGUCUCGGGGUAGUCAAGGAAAGGUUGUUUCAAUCAACACACCAAAUAAUGAGACAGACGAUUCACCUCCGCCACCUCCACCCGUGGCCCGAAUGCCAUCGAGACAUCAUCAUGAGCCGGCGGACCCGUUACCGCCCCCACCACCCUUGUCAAAGAUUCCUACCAACCACCAUGAGCAUAGCUCGCCUGCGUCGUAUCAGACUCCACCGCGACCCCCGAAAGUCGCCGCUCAGGCCUCAGUAGACAGUCACGAUCUAGAGAACCGCUUCACGUUCCACAGUCCUCAGGACUUCCCAACCCCCGAGCCAAUGGACAACAAGGUCAAGAAAUACCCGUCCUCAACAAAACAAAACAAUAAGGUUUCCAAGUCUCGACCAGGUCAACUGUGAAGCUGUGACGAAUAUCUGCGUUUUUCAUCCAUAAAAUGUUGACGAAAACAUGGAUUAACCAUUUGAAUACUAGAUGUACCGAAUAUCUCGCCAGUUCCGAUUGAUAUUCAUGUGAUUAAAACAAUGUGUCGGCGUGCUGGACGUGGUAUCGUAGAGCAGGACGAAAUGUGUAGUGUGGUAUCACACUGUAUAAGAAUAACAUGGAAUCAGUUUAAACAGAGACAUGCAAUACUCGACUGCAACUUGUAUCGAUGGAUCGAAUGCAUUGAACGACCGAUUUUCAAAGUGCUGACAUCUCGUGGUGUAGUGAAAUUCUCUUAUUGUGAUAGAAAUUACGGACGCGGAAACAUAAAACUAAAUGUGUGUGAAGAAUUUGACGUAUUAAGCGCUCUUGAGCAAUCUCUUCAAAUACAAUUAAGCCUUGUUCAGAGAAAACUGGGGCAUAAUGCAUGUGCGUAAAGUGUCGUCCUAGAUUAGCCUGUGCAGUCCGCACAGGCUAAACAGGGACGACACUUUCCGCUUUUAUGGUAUUUUUUGUUUCAAGGAAGUCCCUCCUUACCAAAAAUCAAGUUUAGGCGGAAAGUGUCCUUGAUAAGCCUGUGCGGACUGCACAGGCUAAUCUGGGACGACACUUUACGCACAUGCAUUAAGCCCAGUUUUCUCAGAAAGCGAUACAAUUGGUGAACUGAAGAGACUGAAAACACGCUGCCAAAAAAGACAAGCUGAUGGCAACGCAUUCCAAACUUUACUUUAUAAACACGUCAAGAUUUUUUAACAUGCCUACGUAACUGUAGUGAAAGUAACAUGUUUUCUUUUCAAAGACAGAAGACUCUGACCUAAACGAAAAAUGUGUAAGUUCUACAGAUGGACGUUUUUCUGCAUUACAAUUAUAUUAUGUAUGGUAGAUAACUUGUCAUUUAGACCACAGUUAUACUUCAUACUAGAACACUUACACUUUUAUUGAUGUAUAUGUAAUGGGAAGAUAAGAUCACUGUUUCAACUGUUAACCAUUUAUGCCUAGCGUCUAGAAAUAAGGCCUUGGCAAACAGCGUAGACCCAGAUGAUGCGGCGACUCUUCAGGGUCUGCGCUGUUUGCUUAAAGGAAUUUCUGUAAGAAAUAUUCUAAAUAUAAAAAUAAAUAUACAAGACAUCCCUAAUUAUUCGAAUUAAAUUGAUCCAAUUUAGAAGGAUGGGAGAGACCACUAGGCAUAAAUGGGUUAACGCUGGCAUGGAGGAUAAAGACACGGAAGGGAACAAACGAUUAGUGUGGAAAUGGUCUGUUUUAAUAAAGGGUACUCUAGAUGGUGCCUUACUGACGUUAGUGUAUGUGUGUUUUAUUAAAUGUUACUGUAGAUGGUGCCUUACUCACAUUCGUGUAUGUAGCAGCUAAGUGUCAAACAUGGGCAACGAAAUGCCAUCACGUGAGAUGUUUUGUUGAUCAAAAUUGAUAUUUUGUGUCUGUUUAAGUGACUUUCAAAUAAUGAAGCUAUUUUGUUA
Messenger RNA from Dreissena polymorpha, 2785 nucleotides. RefSeq lists its product as uncharacterized. The record is from RefSeq and is a predicted model, not a curated record. The transcript has 9 exons. NCBI's taxonomy places the organism in Eukaryota, Metazoa, Mollusca, Bivalvia, Myida, Dreissenidae. Bases 485 to 1288 code for a protein of 267 amino acids.